Messenger RNA from Hippocampus comes (tiger tail seahorse), 2342 nucleotides. RefSeq names its product ST8 alpha-N-acetyl-neuraminide alpha-2,8-sialyltransferase 2 (gene st8sia2). Gene Ontology annotation, molecular function: alpha-N-acetylneuraminate alpha-2,8-sialyltransferase activity. Bases 210 to 1424 code for a protein of 404 amino acids. The record is from RefSeq and is a predicted model, not a curated record. Gene Ontology annotation, biological process: oligosaccharide metabolic process; N-glycan processing. The transcript is spliced from 6 exons. NCBI's taxonomy places the organism in Eukaryota, Metazoa, Chordata, Actinopteri, Syngnathiformes, Syngnathidae.
CACACACACACACACACACACACACACACACACACACACAAAACCUAGAACGAGAGGAGGUGGGGGUCUCGUACAGAUUGGACUGCAGCAUGUGUGGGAGGGGUCUGUCGAUCACAACAAAGAGACACGCUCACACACACACACGCACACUCACAGCGCACAAGAGGAGAGAGGGAGACAUGCGAAGGUGAAGGGGGUGGGGGGGGGGGAUGCCUGCUGCCGGACUUGCGGCGGCCCCCCGCCUGCACCCGCAAGCUUGGAUCAUGACGCCCACGUCACGCACGCUGCUCUUCCUCUUUGUCACACUACUGGUGAUUCUUCUCAUCGCGGAUGAUAUCUCACAAGUGGAAAACGAAGAAGAACAAGAAGCCUUAAAAAGCAGCCAGUCAACGAUGAAGCGGCUCUUCCCGAAACCACGCAGAAAGACGUCCAGACGCGUUGGAAGCACGUCAUUGCCGAGACCGGCUGCGAUAAAUCACCUUGAGCCAGGCGACAACAGCAGCGGCAAGCUGGCGUCGUCUGGCUGGACCUUCAACAAGACCCUCUCCAAACUCAUCAGGAAGAACGUGCUAAGAUUCCUGGACCCUGAGCGAGACAUCUCCAUCCUGAAGGGCUCGCUGAGACCCGGAGACGUGGUCCACUAUGUUUUUGACCGCCACAGCACCACCAACAUCUCAGAGAAUCUCCACCGCCUUCUGCCAAGCGUGUCGCCCCUGAAGAACCGCCACUACCGGCUGUGCGCCAUCGUCGGCAACUCGGGGAUCCUGCUCAACAGCAGCUGCGGCUCCCAGAUCGACUCCCACGACUUUGUCAUCAGGUGCAACCUGGCACCGGUGGAGGAAUACGCUGACGACGUGGGCCAUCGCACCGACUUGGUGACCAUGAACCCUUCGGUGGUGCAGCGAGCUUUCCGGGAUCUGGUGGACGACGAGUGGCGGCGGCGCUUCGCGCGGCGCCUCGCGAGCCUGAGCGGCAGCGUGCUGUGGAUCCCGGCCUUCAUGGCCAAAGGCGGGGAAGAACGCGUGGAGUGGGCCCUGCGCCUCAUCCUGCGGCACGCGGCCGACGUGCGCACCGCCUUCCCCUCGCUGCGCCUGCUGCAUGCCGUCAGAGGCUACUGGCUGACCAACAAGGUCCACAUCAAGCGUCCGACCACAGGGCUCCUCAUGUACACCAUGGCGACGCGCUUCUGCGAGGAGAUCCACCUCUACGGCUUCUGGCCCUUCUCACACGACGCGGCGGGCAAAGCGGUCAAGUACCACUACUACGACACUCUCAAAUACGAGUACACCUCCAGCUCCAGCCCGCACAGCAUGCCUCUGGAGUUUAGGACGCUGAGGGCUUUGCACCACCAGGGGGCGCUGCGGCUUCACACUGGCAAUUGCCAUGCGCAGCCAGAGUUGCCGAAGGAGAGCAGAAACAACUAGCUCAUGGAAGAUUACCAUGGAAAUACUUUCUAGUCUGACCAUGUAGGCUUCUCUCACGGCAGCACCUUUUUUUAGGUUUGUUUUUGUUUUAUAUGUGUGUAUACAACUUAUUUGAGGUUAAAUUGACAUAGACGUUUUGACUGGGACAAUAGAACAAGGAUAUAAGAAGACACAUCCCAACACGUGAUGCUUCUCAAACUUAAAAAGUAGCACCACCUUGACCAGGAUUCAGUCGCCUCCCUUAUCAUCAAAAAUGAGGCCGGUUCAAUUCCUAUAAAUUCAAAUAUUAUAAGCCACAGUAACUUUAUGCACAAGGAGCUCCGGUUAAAUAUAGGGAAAUUAAGUAUUUAAUUAAAAUACACAAGUUCAAUCAAAAUUAUACCUAAAUGCGUCUUUAUAAAUAUGCAGUUCUUAAAGAUUAUAAUUACAAACGGACUGCCCUUGGGCUGUGAUGUUUUUUUCCUUUACCGCUAGAGGGAGCCCGCGUACCACUAGUGAGACUCACUCAAUUCCUUGCACAGAAGUCCAGGCGGUCCUUGGUUUACGACACUGUUCGAUUCCUCCAGCGGUGAAAUAACACAAAUGUGGAAACGGAUUGUAGCACGAGUCAUAACUGGCAAUUAUUUGUGUAAAAACAUUCCCCGGGUCAAAAUAUGAAACAAACGAAAACCGUAAGUACAGGGUAACUGAGCGCACCUUCUUGUGCCUCGUGAACGUGUCGUCUUACACGGCUGCAUUCGCUUCAUUGCCUCGUAUGUCGGGACUGUCGUGAAGUGAGCAGCCCGCGAAGCAGUGCCUUGAGAUAAGAGUUUAAAUUCUUGUUUGCGCACCUCAAAAUAUUCAUCGAUCAUAUCUGCCCCCAUUUAAAUGAAUGGAAUGUGAUUUACCCAAUCGAAACCCCCACCCGACCCAUUUUUU